AUGCGUUUUAAAUUGAAUGAUUCUUUUUCUGGAAAGAGCUGGACAAUCGAAAAUGUUUACUGGACUCCGCAGGACUUGGUUGCUUGGAUUAUAAAGCUUGAUAUCGAUCUAAGCGAUGAUGCGAAAUUGUUGCUUUCAAAUGGCAUGUCCUUGAAUGAGACAUUACUAAACGAUGACAGUAACGUAGUGAUUUACGUUCUUGACGAACACUUGCUCAAAUUUAGUCUUCAAGACGAUGUACCCUCUCUUCCCGGUCUUGAAGAGGCUAGUUUCGUUGACAGCUUACCUAAUUUUGAGGAUGAGAAAGAAAAAUUUGUUUCUUUUGCAUGGAAAGAAAAGCUGUACGAACGUCGUCAGGAAAUUGCUGAUUUUAUCCAUGAAUCAAAUAAAUUAUAUGAGGAACUGACACUUCAUCAUGAUCAGAUGACCACUAGUCUGAGUGCUCCAAAUGUAGCGAUGAAUUACUUGCAAAGGCGUCAGGCUGGUAUGAAGGAGCUAAUGGUUGUCUUUUAUGAGCGAUUAGAAAAGGUCUCUAUUAAUGAACUUCUCCAUGACUUUUUGGCUAUGCCAGUCGGUUCUUUGCCCAUUAAUACUCAUAAACUUUUAUCUCCAAACUGGGCCAAAUUGGAUGCUUGGUUGUCCUCAAUCUCUUCUCGAUAUUCUGAAGCUCAAAAACGUGUUCAGCAAUGUAUAACGGCUACAAAUACUAUUGAUAUUUCCUCUCCAAAAGAGCAUCCUUCCAUGGAAGAAACCUAUUCCUUAUUUCAGGCUAUCAGCAGUUUCUCUGAAACAAUAAAUUCCGAUUUAAUGGAUAUGUUGGAACACUGUUCAGAACUGACGAAGACCCCAUCUUCCCUAGAUAGUAGGCUUCAAGCUCAUAUUCACCACGUACAAAAACUGACGGCUCUGAUAAAUGACUUGCAUGAUCACGCGUGCUCUUUUUUCGAAUCUAGAAAAUCAUCCUUGAUCACGUUAAAAUCUUUUUGGCUUACUUUUUUUAAAGUUUCUGUCAAGUAUGACGCCUUAUACGAAUAUUUACGACAUGUCGCUGAGGAAUUAGACCGAAGUAAAUUAAUUAUUUCUCAGUCUCAAAAUAUUUAUUCUCUUUUUGCUGACAUUUUAAUGGAAGCUCUACGAAGAACUGAAUGGCAAGCAUCCUAUAAUGCAAACCACGGCAGUACCCUUCCCAUAGAUCAGGAGAAAGAGUCGAAUACCCGAAAAGCCUGGCUGAGUCAAUUCUCUAAUUUCUUAUUUAAUUAUGACCAGUUAAGGUAUCUUCCUACAAUUACACGAAGCGAACUGUCUUCCUUCCUAAUCAGUCUUCGAGCUGAACCCAAAUAUCAAAAUUUUUUGCAUAUUCUUAGCAAUCGUCUUUCAGAGUCGCUCGGAUUUCCUAAUCCUUUCCAAUGUGAUGCCUUGCCUAGUAAUAAUCAAGAAAUUGCAACACUUCAAGAACGGUUAGCUAUCUAUCAAAACCGUUGUAAUAAUCUGGAAACUAUAUUGUUGCAACAACGAAAUUCUCCAGUAAUUGCGAAUGUAAAUGGCGUAGCACAAUCAAACGCACCUCGCGCAGAGGUAAUGGAUGAUGGUUCGCAGCCAUUCUAUCGAACGUCCCCCACUAUUGUUCCUAUUAACGUUUUAAGAAAAAUCUCUCAACGUAAGACGUCAGUUUCAGAGGGUCUUGCAUCUAAAUAUCAAGCAGAAAUAGAACAAGUUCGUCAUGAAUUAAAUGAAUCUCUAAAGAGAAAUAAUGGUCUUUCUGAAGAAAUUCAUUCUAAAGAGGAGCGUGUUCGUUUCUUGGAAACAGAGAAUGAAGAACUCUUAGCCAAGUAUAAUGAAAAACCUUCUCGUACAGAUGAUUCUUCAAAAAACGAUACAUCGCAAAACGAAAACGGGGUUGUAAAGCUAUCUCAUGCUUUUGAUGAAAAACAAAACUUAAUUUCGUUAUGCUCAGUUUUUGAAGGCAAGGUUUCGAAAUUACAGGAGGUUUGCGAUGUCUUCAAGGAUGAAAUAAAUACGCUAAAACAGCAGGAAGAGUUUUCAGAAAUGGCUAAAAACUCGCAACUGGUAAAGCAGCUUUUGGAAGAAAGAGAUUUAGCAACUCAAAAACAAAAGAAAGUAGAAGAGGUUGCUGAAUCCAGAACAGAGCAAUGUAAGCUUUUAACUCAAAAGCUUUUUACUUUAGUUUUCCGCUGUCAUGAACUUAGGACCGUUUUGCAGGAAUGCAUUGAACAACCCGGCCAGGAAAUGGAUCGUGAUGGUUUUUGUAAUGGCUCUGAACGACAAAUGCAAUUCGGUUCCAAAGAUUUACAAUAUUUGUAUUGGAUGAACAGUGGUGAUGUUGAUCAAUCCUUCCAGGAGUUUAUAACUAGGAUGGCGUCUUUAGACAUUGACUCAUUUCAUGACUAUGUGGUGAAUGUUCUCAGUGAAGCUCACAAUAACGAGCUCCGCUGGAAGCGUGAAUUUCAGUCUAAUCGAGAUAAAGCGUUGAAAGCCAUACUAGAAUCUCAGACGAAAGUUUCUUUGCGGAAUUUUAAGCAAGGAAGUUUGGCCUUGUUUUUACCGACUCGUCGUCAUAUGCAAGGCCAGCGUAUCUGGGCUGCGUUUAAUGUUAAUGCUCCAAACUACUAUUUAAAAAUUCAAAACAACUCAAAGAUUAACGCUCGUGAAUGGGUUGUUGGAAGAAUAACAACGAUUGAAGAUCAUGUUGCUGACGGAACAAUCGACAAAUGGCUCAAGCUACCUAUGGGUACUGUUUGGCAUUAUGUGGAUGUCAUUGAUGAAAGACUUUGA
Messenger RNA from Schizosaccharomyces osmophilus, 2793 nucleotides. It is a transcript of the gene atg11, whose product is annotated as autophagy associated protein kinase regulator Atg11. Gene Ontology annotation, cellular component: Atg1/ULK1 kinase complex; phagophore assembly site membrane; extrinsic component of membrane. Gene Ontology annotation, biological process: piecemeal microautophagy of the nucleus; autophagy of peroxisome; autophagy of mitochondrion. NCBI's taxonomy places the organism in Eukaryota, Fungi, Ascomycota, Schizosaccharomycetes, Schizosaccharomycetales, Schizosaccharomycetaceae. The transcript has a single exon. Gene Ontology annotation, molecular function: protein serine/threonine kinase activator activity; molecular adaptor activity; protein kinase binding. The coding region runs from base 1 to 2793 and encodes 930 amino acids. The record is from RefSeq and is a predicted model, not a curated record.